Molecule: messenger RNA, 819 nt
Organism: Trametes versicolor FP-101664 SS1
Lineage: Eukaryota; Fungi; Basidiomycota; Agaricomycetes; Polyporales; Polyporaceae
Exons: 1
Coding region: 1-819 (272 amino acids)
Source: RefSeq, a predicted model, not a curated record
AUGCCUUCCAACGACGAUGCCAGCUCCACGAGCAGCGUGAAGAGCCCACGGUCUUCCACUUCCACGCGUUUCACCCAGUCCACGCCGGCCACCUCCCCCGACAUUGGACCUGCUCCGCUUCCUCACCAGGCUAUUCCACCCCAGGGUCCUCCCCCCCAGGCACCUCUCCCCCCCGUACCCCAAUUUCACCCUCCUCCUCAGGCGCCUCUCCCCCCAGUCCCCCAAUUCCAACCUCCUCCCCAGGCGCCUCUUCCCCCCGUGCCCCAGUUCCGUGCUCCUCCCCAAGCUGGAACCGGCCAAACCCAGACGCCCGGAAUGGGUGGUCACGGCAACCCCGCUGGCCCGUACGGCGCUGGUCCGUCCAAUGCUGCUCCGUCUAACUCUGGAUCGCGCGGCGCUGGGUUUCACGGCGCUGGUCCGCCCAAUGCUGGUCCAUCCAAUGCUGGUCCAUCCAGCCGUCCGCAUGCAGGCCAGGGUAGUGCUUUCGAUGGCCAGCCGUAUGGAGGACUUUCGGGGAGCACUAACACGAGUCCUACGCCCUCGAGUCCGGGUGUUCCAGGCCUGUCCGCCUUCUACGACAAUCCAAACCUCUAUAUGGGUGGAUCAGGGAGUCCUGCACGUGUCGACAGCGGAGUGCUUUCUCCCACUACCGAAACUGGACGCGGCGUGUUGUAUGGUGGCGCCUACCCGCCCAAUCCGGAUGGAACGCGGAGGACAUCCGCUCCCUUCCCUCGUCCCAGUCCUAUCCAAUACGACAAUAAGCCCAGAUCCAAAUCGGGAGGAGGUCCACCGUCUCAGCCGCCCCCUCGCAAGGAGUAA